Messenger RNA from Bemisia tabaci, 3090 nucleotides. The record is from RefSeq and is a predicted model, not a curated record. Lineage: Eukaryota; Metazoa; Arthropoda; Insecta; Hemiptera; Aleyrodidae.
GGUUUUUACCUCCUUCACAUACUGAAAAUUUCAUUCCUUUUACAUUAUUUUUUCCAUUUUUACAUACUUUUUUCUCGUUUACAUCUCCAUUGACGGAAUGUAUUGAUUCCCGAGGUUUUUCCUUUUUUUUUUUUAAUCCGGAUUCGUUCGAGAAGCGUUGAGGAUAUUUGCAUCUGCCGCAAAUAGCCCCUCCCCAACUUCAUUCAAGUUUGUUUUCGAGUGUUAUUUUUUGCGGCGGCUGGUGUGCUAAAUUGCGUUUUGAAGCCGUCGCGACAGUAAUUAAUCUUCUCGGGUUUUCUCCGAAACCUGAGGUUCUCAGUGCGUGAUUAACCGUUUUUUCGCUCUCGUUUUCGAAGUCUGGCGUUGUUCGAAAGAGGGGAAAAACGUCCAAUUUUGAUCGGAUAUGCCUCGUAAUUGAAAAUCGUUUCUACUACCGGCUCGAAAACUUUUUCAGGAGCUUUUUGAAAAUUCGAGGAGUGCUCACCGGAUCGUGACCGGCCACUGUUAUCAAUUUUUCGUCAACUAAAACCUUGUGCUCAAUUUUUUGCUUAAAAGUUCGGCUGUGUAACCGCGGCAGCAGAGUGAUUCGCACACCCACAGUUUUUUUAUUUAAUUAUAAAGUGUGUUUUUCCUACGUUAUUAAUUAUGGCCAUAGUGAUUCUGUGGGGAAAGCCUCCCUCGGGAGAGAUGUUGCCGAGUGGUGCGCGGAUUUUGGCCCCGUGACUGGGUUCUUCUCGUGGAUCGGCGGAACGGGAGGGAUGUACACUUACGCGCCCCCGGGGGCGGGGCCCCCCCACUACGCCCCGGCGCCCCCCACCUACCUGUCUAGUCAACAAAUCUCCCCCGUCAUAGCCCCCGUCAACUCCCUGGCGCCCCCCGUCAUACCGGCUCAAGUCAAAAGGAGGAGAUCGGAUGAGGAGGAUCCCAGUGGUAGCAAAUACGGCCGAAUGGAGGAGUCAAAUGAUCUUCAGGACAAGGAGCGCUUCGCUAGUCGGGAGAACCACUGCGAGAUCGAGCGGCGGCGGCGGAACAAGAUGACGGCGUACAUCACGGAGCUGUCGGACAUGGUGCCCACCUGCAGCGCCCUCGCCAGGAAACCAGACAAGCUCACCAUCCUCCGCAUGGCUGUCGCCCACAUGAAAGCCCUCAGAGGUACUGGAAACACAAGUGAUGGAACGUACAAACCCUCUUUCCUCACUGACCAAGAACUGAAGCAUCUCAUUUUAGAAGCGGCAGAUGGUUUUCUGUUCGUAGUUUCUUGUGACACAGGUCAUAUAAUCUAUGUUUCGGAUUCAAUCAGUCCUGUUUUGAACCAUUCUCAGAGUGACUGGUUCGGAUCCUGCUUGUAUGACCACGUUCAUCCGGAUGAUGUCGAAAAGGUGCGAGAACAGCUAUCCACGCAAGAACCGCAGAGCACAGGACGAAUAUUGGACUUGAAAAGCGGAACUGUGAAGAAAGAAGGUCAUCAGUCUGCGAUGAGAGUUUGUAUGGGGUCCAGGAGAGGAUUCAUCUGCCGGAUAAAAGUCGGAAAUCUAGGACCAGACGCAAUGGCCAGCGGACACCUUAAUAGGUUGAAGCAGAGGAAUAGUUUAGGACCAUCAAAGGACGGUCAUAACUACGCUGUUAUUCAUUGCACUGGUUUCAUCAAGAACUGGCCGCCAUCUGGUCAGUUUGACAAUCCACUAGCUGGUGUUCAAAUGGACCGUGGCGUAGAAGAAGAAUCAAAGCAUUUCUGUUUAGUAGCGAUAGGACGCUUGCAACUCACAUCAACGCCCAAUGCAAGUGACCUAUCCGGUGGCAACUCUAAUGCAGAGUUCAUAUCAAGACAUUCCACUGAUGGUAAAUUUUCGUUCGUCGAUCAAAGAGUGAUUAACAUCCUUGGCUACACGCCUCCAGAGCUAUUAGGCAAAUCAUGUUUCGACUUUUUCCAUCCGGAAGAUGUGUCUCAUAUGAAAGAGAGUUUUGAUCAAGUUUUAAAAUUGAAAGGGCAAGUUAUGUCUGUUAUCUAUCGAUUUCGUGUGAGGAAUAGAAAUGAUUAUGUUUGGCUCCGUACUUCAGCAUUUGCUUUCCUAAAUCCGUACACAGACGACAUCGAAUACAUAGUGUCUACAAAUACAUUAGCAAAGUCAUUACAGUCCCCUGGAAACUCAGAAACUAGCGAGCAACCUUAUCAGCCCUCUGUUGAUUAUAGUUUGCAACAGAGGUAUCCAUCACAUUUAAUCCUCAACCCUCAGCAACAUAUCCACACUAGCAGUUCUCAGCAACAGCAACAGCAGCAGAGAUCAAAUAGUUCUCAAAUGUACGAAAGCUAUGAAAAUUCUCAACAGCAGAACUCGCCGUCUAUAGGUUACAAUUCGCCAACUCCACAGAGCAGUAAUCCAGCGUCCGUUUUGAAUCGUAUCAGCAAGUCAAGUCCUACACCGGCGCAGACUGCCUGGACAUUGCGACAGCAACCUGUGACAGAAGGCUAUCAAUAUCAGCUUAGUCCGUCCCGUUCCCCAACAGGACCAACGUAUACGCAGUUGAGCGGUGGUUCCCGUUCUAAUAGCAUUCCUCCUCCAACAGCAUAUCAUACUCAUACACCUCCGUCUGCAAAUCCAGUUAAUCCAGGAAUGUGGGCGUGGCAAGGCGGGAGUCAGACAGGAGAUGGAGUGCCUCACCCAGGCGCGCCGGGAGUUCCACCAAACGUACCGCCGCAAGAAUUGUCCGAUAUGAUGAUGCAAAUGCUUGACCAGACUGGUGCUACGCCCUUCGAGGAUCUCAAUAUGUUCAAUGGGCCCUUUGAGUAGACAUCUCUCGUCAGCGAACUGACCCAGAUCACGCCAAUCAUCAUAGCUAAUAUUUUUAUUGUUUUAUCUUUAAGAGUAUAGAAGGAAUUUUCAAUGUUGUAUUGAGUGUAAUUCAUUUGUAUAUAAAAUAUUUUUAAAUUUCUUGUACAAAGUUUUAAAUUGUAUUUUAUAGGUAGAAAAUAAGCCGAUGAUCUUUAUCCUGAGUGUCUGAACUCUUUUCAGAACGUUUCUUUCUUUCUUUUUCAUUUCGAAACCAUUAUGCAUUUGUCAUUGAAUCAUUUCAAUAAACUUUUUUUCAGUA